Molecule: messenger RNA, 1602 nt
Organism: Emericellopsis cladophorae
Lineage: Eukaryota; Fungi; Ascomycota; Sordariomycetes; Hypocreales; Bionectriaceae
Exons: 1
Coding region: 1-1602 (533 amino acids)
Source: RefSeq, a predicted model, not a curated record
AUGUUUUCUUCCACUGCGACGUGUUUCUCAACCGUCAGUUCUGGCAAUGUUGCAAAGACACAACCCACAUAUACGACGGCCGGGACCAUCUACAACCCAAGUACCGUGCAACCGCUUCAAGCUCCUGUUCGUCGCGGCCGCCUGUCCAAGUGGCCUGCGGGAGGCUACCAGACCGACCUGAGUCUGCUCCCCAAGUCAUUCUUAGCCGCUCUGCCGUUGCCCAACAGCUCUCCCAUCAGAACAAACCCCGAGCAGUACUCGCCCUUGCAACAAAACUACGACCGCGCUGUCAACCCGGCUCUGUUCAACGACACAGACCACACCAUGGCCAAGGUCUACCCGCAGAAGCUGUCUUUUGACUGCGAGCUACCCUCGAUCAAUGCACCAUCUCGCGACGUCGAAGCGAGCGUUGACGGCGGCGAGAGACCUGCGCUUUUGUAUAAUAGCGACGAGAGUAACACUGAUGAUGAGUUCAUCAACAUGGACCCAUUGACUGGCAUGACAUUCAAGUCUCUCCAGAAUCUGGCCUCCUAUCCCAAUCCCAGUCAGAAGAGAGCUCGCAAGGCGCUGCAGGGCGUGAAACCAGCCAGCCUCAACAUUGGCGCCCACGGUCAUCCCACUUCGUCUCCAAAAAAGACUGAAUUGGGCUCAAUUGGAUUGCCCAAAAAGGUUGGCAAUGCAACUACGAGGCAACUAGCCGCUCCAGCCGCAGGAAGAACUAACAGCAGCCAGGCAAACAACACGGCGGUGCCGUGUCCCUUUGACGGCCCGGAUGAUGUUGCAAACAGUUACAACCACAAACAAUCCACGUCUGGGUUCCAAGAAGGCUCCGGAGUUCCUCGACCUCUGACUGCUGGGCCUCCUGGUCAACGCCAGUAUCGCGCUUCCACGUUUGAGUCCACUCUCAAGGCUCUCCAAACCCGGGCACAGAGGCAAACCCUCGGUGUUGAGUGGGACAGCGGCAACAAUAGUCACCGUCCCUCCAGCCUCCUGCGGGAUACCGAGGAUGAUUGGGAUCCUUCCACGGGCCGUUCCGUCACGCCAUGCCCUGUCUUGGACUCAAAAAGCCCGACUGUUCAAUCAGUAGCCACCAGCGUGCUCUAUGACUAUUCGUUGCCCAAGCCUGAGUAUGCCUACAACCUGAACCCUACUUACCACUUCGAAAGCCAUAAACAGACCAUGACAGAUCACGGAGAAGCUGACCAGACGCUGUCUUAUCCAGACAAACCCAUCGUUGGCGAUUCUCGACUGGUAACUGCCACGAACUACCCCACUGCCACGAGUAUCCAGGCGCGCAAAGACCUGACGUACACCUACUGGUAUGCUGGAUCUGGCUUCAUGAGCAAGCCCACCGCAGAGGCAGUCGUUGACGCGCGCUUCCGUCGACUUGAGCACUCUUUUGGGGUGAUUGGCGACAGACGACCUGGUAAAGCAGAGAACCAGCAUCUGCCCAUCAGCAUUGAUGAGGCCAAGAAGAUGCCAGUUUCUGAUCACGCGCAGCCGCUUCUCAACGCCGCCUUCCAGACGUUGCUGGAGUGGCGCGAGCACCAAUGCAGCAACCAGCAGUCUGCUCGCCCGGAACAACAUGGGAACAGCUCAUAG